This is a messenger RNA of Megachile rotundata (alfalfa leafcutting bee), 4055 nucleotides long. RefSeq names its product solute carrier family 6 member inebriated (gene ine). Lineage: Eukaryota; Metazoa; Arthropoda; Insecta; Hymenoptera; Megachilidae. Gene Ontology annotation, biological process: sodium ion transmembrane transport; amino acid import across plasma membrane; nitrogen compound transport. The record is from RefSeq and is a predicted model, not a curated record. Gene Ontology annotation, cellular component: plasma membrane. Gene Ontology annotation, molecular function: amino acid:sodium symporter activity.
UCUAGCGACUGAUUGUUGAUGACACAGUUGUUCCUGGAAUGUUGAUUAUCGUUUACUAUAAUCGUGCGCGGUUUACCGCGUCCAGUCGCUUUUGAAUGAAUCGCACAGUCGGUUCGGUGCGGAACCGAUGUUUUCAUUCAGCUCGUACGUUUACGAAAAGACGCGAUCGAAUCGUCAGUCAACGCGUUUCAUCGGAGAAUCUCAGCGCAACGUGUUAUCUAUUGUGCAUCGUUUUGUGUUAUUAAAUGGACCAUCCACGAAGAUAAGAAUUAUUUCGCGGUUGUACGCCGGGUUUACGAAAGUUCAUCACCGGUAAUGAGUUAUUACUCGGCCUGAUAAUUCAUUCAACAUUUAUGUGCAGAUAAUCCGGGCUGAAACUGGUAUAUAAGAGCCGAAAGUUUCACUUUGACCCAGAAACUUUGACGAGCUUUUAAACUGGCUACUCGCUAUUUAGCAAAUUUAAUUUCGAUUAUCGGUACAUGAAAUUUGAGGGAUUAAUACUCGAACGACGGUGGACAGAUCGCCAUGCCAUGAUGAAUGCCACGGGCAGCAACAGCGGCGUCAACGGCAACGACAGCAACAAGAGCGUCGGUCGUCUUCAGAGCGUGAUCAGCAAGCAGAGCAGCUGCGUGCGCAAGAUGAGCACGAUGCCGGAGGAGGAGGACACAUCGGACGACAUGGAUCCUGACGUGAUAAGGAUAGGACCCCAGCACUAUCAGCAGCAGCAUCACCAUGAGGCUGACUCGGACUCCCUGUCCGAGGACAGGGGUCGUCUGUUGAGCACCGUCGAUCCACCUCGAAGGAUCACCAUCACCCCGAGCAACUCUGGCCACCUGCAUUGCAACGGUCUGAAGAAAGACAACGGCAUCAAAGAGAAGUCCAGGCUUCACCAACAACUGAAAUCGUUGGACCAGGGUCAGUUUGACGCCAGGUUGCACCGUGACAUUUCUCAAGGUGUACUUAGAUCUGGACGGCAUCAUCGUUGCUCGAGUGUCCGAUCGGUCAAAUCAAACCCGACGAUGGACGAGCACCAACAUCACUAUCAUCAUCCGGCGACCAGCUGGGCGUCCAUUGUGUUUGCCGAUGGGAACGGGCAACAUCAUGUGAGGCCGUUUCCAGAAUCCGUUUCCAUACGCUCUCUAGCAUCGAUCGGCAUGGGUUCCUCCGACGGCCGGAAGCUCACGAUACGUAGAGUUCCCACAUCACCGUCGGAGCUGCUUAACAUGGUACAUCCGCCGCCGUCAUUCGAAGAUGAUUUGUCCGUGUGCAGCAGCUUCGACGAUGCGGACGCCGAAGACCCAGGGGACUACAGGCAACCGAGGCGACCACAUUGGGCCAACAAAGUGCAAUUUGUCCUUGCUUGUAUCGGUUACUCUGUUGGCCUGGGCAAUGUUUGGAGGUUCCCUUAUCUGUGUUACAAAAGUGGCGGUGGUGUGUUCUUGAUUCCCUACUUCUUGAUACUUAUAGUAUGUGGAGUACCAUUAUUGUACAUGGAACUUAGUAUUGGACAAUUCACACGACGAGGACCGAUCGGUGCUAUCGGUCAAAUUUGUCCUCUAUUUAAAGGAGCAGGUCUAUCUUCAGUAGUAAUAUCGUUUCUGAUGUCGACCUACCAUAAUGUGAUAAUAGCCUACGCCAUAUAUUAUUUCUUCGCGGCGUUCCGAGCGAAACAACCAUGGUCGGACUGCGAUAAUUCAUGGAACACAUUGGCAUGUUGGUUACCGGCUUACAGCAUCUUAGAUAACCGUACAAGACCCAACGCUUCCAGAACACCGUCCGAAGAGUUUUUCGACAACAAGGUACUCCAGAUCAGCAACGGUAUCGAGGAAUCUGGAGCACUUAGGUGGGAACUAGUUGCUUGUUUAAUUACUGCCUGGAUUAUGGUGUAUUUCUCUGUUUGGAAAUCCAUUAAAUCAUCAGCACAAGUGAGGUACCUUACAGCAACUCUGCCGUUCGUUUUGAUCGUCGUCUUUCUCACACGGUCCCUCACCCUUGAAGGUGCUGACAAGGGCCUGCAAUUUUUCUUCCACCCUCGCUGGGAACUUCUCUCCGACGCAAAGGUGUGGAUCAACGCUGCAGCACAGAUUUUCAACUCCGUCGGCAUAGCGUUCGGUUCGAUGAUAUGUUUCGCUAGCUAUAAUAAAUUUCACAACACAAUUUUAGUUGAUAGCGUAGCUGUCUCGCUUAUUAACGCGUUUAGUAGUUUGCUAGUUGGAAUAUUUUCAUUCGCGACCAUCGGCAACAUCGCUGUCGAACAAAAUAUGUCUGUUGAAGCUGUCCUAACAGAUGGACCUGGUCUUGUAUUCGUCGUUUACCCGCAAGCGCUAGCCAAGAUGCCAGCAUCUCAAGUGUGGGCCGUGUUAUUUUUCUUUAUGCUAGUCUGCCUUUCUUUGAAUAGUCAGUUUGCAAUAAUGGAGGUGGUCGUAACAUCGAUACAAGAUGGCUUUCCAAAGUGGGUAAAGCGUCAUCUCGUGUGCCACGAGACGUUAGUACUUUUAAUAUGUGUCAUAUCCUUUUUAUUUGGACUACCUAACAUUACUCAGGGUGGCAUCUACUUCUUUCAAUUAAUAGACCACUACGCAGCCUCGAUAUCGAUCAUGUUCCUCGCUUUCUUCGAGGUGAUCGCAAUAUCAUGGUGUUACGGUGUUCGACGAUUGAGUAAUAACGUAAAAGAGAUGACUGGACGUGUGCCCUCCUCUUAUUUUCGAUUUUGUUGGCGUAUCGCUGCACCUCUUCUUAUCAUGGCUGUGUGGGUAUUCAGCUUAAUUGAUUAUGAACCACCGACCUACCACAAUGGAGAGUACAAGUACCCAUGGUGGGCUGAGGCUAUUGGUUGGGGAAUAGCUUCUCUUUCACUCAUUUGCAUUCCAGCUUUCGCUAUUUACGAGUUCGCCAAAGCCAAUGGCAACACAUGCAUUGAGAAAUUACGAAAUUCCGUCAAGCCGCAUUUCGAAGCCUGCAAAAUCUGCGGUCAGGAAUACUGCACAGAUCCUAUGCACAAUUUCGAUGAAGAUUUGAUCAAAGAACAACCGGACGCGAACAUCCCGAUACAACUGAAUACCAAUAGUCUGUUACCCAAAUCGCAGACAUGAAAAUACUUCGAAUUCACAAAUAUCUUCCAAUGUACAAAGUGUUCUUGCUGAGAUAUUUAUGGCACUUUUUAGAAAGAUAGAGGUCACCGCAAAAUUCGAUAUUCUUCUUUUUUUUUAUUAUGAGGCAUGCCAGAUUCCAAGGCCACAUAUUGUUACAUGACGUGUAGAGUAUAAAUGAUGUAUAGGAUUUAAAAAAUUGCUAUGAAACUCAAAUUAGUUGUAAAUCAUCAUGCGAACUCAUUAUACCAGCUUGAGGACAUUCCAUUGACAUUCCAUUAACAUUCCAUUCCAUCACAACGAUUUAUUCGCGAGCAUCGAAGCAGAAUAUUACUCUGUUGUUUUUCAUUCUUGCGAGAAAUAAUAUAGGACGUUUCAAAAAUGACGGUACCAAAAGCGUAUUAAAUUAUUCCUAAAUUACGUUAAACAAAAUUUAAUUUCGAAACGAACUCGUCGAAUGUAUCUGGUUUUUAUCCAGGUUUUUAUCUUAAUUUAUAGCGCUUGUCGAUUAAUUAAAAAAUUUGUAAUUUAUUGUUUUAUCUUCCGUUUAUUUGGGUGUAAAAUGUGUAGCUUUCUGGUUGUACCGUCCUUUUUGCAAUAGCUUGUAGGAACUUACAUUGAUCGUUUAAUGCACUGCAAUUAAUAAAUAAUCGAUGUAUCAUAAACGUAGGUAAAAAAGUAUGAAAUAUCAACGAGUACAAAUACGUGUAAAUUUAAUCGAGUAGCAUCGACGAGACCGUAUCUAAUACAAUAAAAAAUGUGUGUUUGGAUAAGCUUAUUAACAACAUGACUGUACACGUGAUAAAAGAAUGCAAUAAUCGUUGAAAUGUGAUACCGUCGUAUAUCGAUUUUUAAGAAGUAAGAUAUUACUUGUCGUACAAAGUCAAAAUUGUCAGUAACAGAAAACACACGAUGAACACGGUAGUUUGUAAUUACUCAGAACUGUAAUAAAUUAUUACGUUCUUA